UUUCUCUUUGCCCCCUUUUCACUUUGCUUAUUCUUUUCUCUUGAGCCUAAGUGUAGUGUGUGUUUUGUAAGUACCGACAUCACUCCAACUUAAUGGGGUGUUCAUCUACUUCUUCGUAGAAACCGAUGCUGCUACUCAUUCUUCUGCUUUUACCACUCACUCUGAGAACUCAUUUUUCUUGUUCAUGUUGAUGACCGGAUAAAAUCUGAGGCAGAGCUAAAGAGAAUCUUGGAAGUAGUUUACUUUAUUAACUGGGUGAUAAGUCAUUGUUUGGAGGCUAUAGAUGGCGAUGCAAACUGCUUAUCUGAAAGAACAUGAAGGAAUUGUUCACAAUUCUGUUGGACAGUUGUCGGCUCCGUGGUGGAGUGCCUUUGGAUCUCAAUCAGUUUAUGGGGAGUAUUGUGGUCAAAUCAAACCCUUUUCAUUGGAUAUUUCCAAUUGUGUAGAACAAUUUUCUUCCGGUAAGCAAACUGUACGAGGAGUGGAACAAUUGUUGGAUAAAGGACAUGCAACCCAAUUUACCAUCUUUCCAGAUGAUAGUAAAAUGUCGGGUGAUGCACAAAAUCCUCAGGCAACCUUAUCACUGCAAUCACCACUUGCUGAGCCCCACAAUCGUUUUGAGAUAGGGUUUAAUCAGCCUAUGAUAUGUGCAAAAUAUCCUUACAUGGAUCAAUUUUAUGGGCUCUUCUCAGCUUAUGGACCUCAAAUUUCGGGGCGUAUAAUGCUUCCAAUUAACAUGACAUCUGAUGAUGGACCAACUUACGUAAAUGCUAAGCAGUAUCAUGGAAUCAUCAGACGCCGGCAGUCACGUGCAAAAGCUGUUCUUGAGAACAAAUUGAUUAAACGCCGCAAGCCAUAUAUGCAUGAAUCACGCCAUCUACAUGCGAUGCGGCGACCAAGAGGAUGUGGUGGUCGCUUCUUGAACACAAAAACUUCUACAAACGGAAAUGGUAAAAAGGAAAGUGAAGCAAGUAAAACUGGCAGCCGACAGUUGCAUUCCAGUGCCUCUCAGAGUUCUGAAGUCCUGCAAUCUGAGGUUGGAACUUUAAAUUCAUCGAAGGAAACAAAUCGAAGCAGUCCAAAUAUCUCUGGUUCAGAGGUGACCAGCAUAUAUUUGCGAGAAGGUUUUGAUAGCUUUUCUGUCAAUCCUCUUGGAUCUUCUGUCCACACUUUAGCGGAUAUGAUCGGUAGUGGACAUGGUAUUAUCAUGCCCACUAAAUGGGUUGCAGCAGUACCAGAUAACUGUUGCAACCUUAAAGUUUGAUUAGCGAGGAGACUAGUGGGUUUGGUGCUGCAAUGUUACACCACCAAACCCCAUCCUUGAAAGCAACUAGAUGAAGAAGUUCUGUUGCAGUUUCUUGUGUUUACUGUGAUGAAUUUCGUUAUCGAGGCCUGCCUCUACAUCUGGUUUUAGGCAAAUCAUUCUUGGCUGCUGCUUAGGCAACUCAUCCUUGGCUCAUUAUAUUUAUAGUACUGUCUUUUUCCUUCUGCACAGGCCUGCCUUGUCAUGGCUUGGUAUCCUGAUGCAGUAGACUGUGUCUGUUUGUGUUAAAUAACAUGAAUUCUGGCUCCAUGUGUGGCUUUUCUAGUCAUGAAUGCGUGACGUUUUAUUCUGGAUUUCUGACUUUGUGUGGAACAAUGUAACAUAUAACUUUGGAUUCUGAUCUUUGUUAGAAGAAUAAAAGUAGAGCAUUGAUCUGGACUUA
Messenger RNA from Cajanus cajan (pigeon pea), 1706 nucleotides. RefSeq names its product nuclear transcription factor Y subunit A-10. Gene Ontology annotation, biological process: regulation of DNA-templated transcription. Gene Ontology annotation, molecular function: DNA-binding transcription factor activity. The record is from RefSeq and is a predicted model, not a curated record. NCBI's taxonomy places the organism in Eukaryota, Viridiplantae, Streptophyta, Magnoliopsida, Fabales, Fabaceae.